AUGGGUCUGGUAAAAGUACCAGCAAUUUGGAAUUACUGGAGUGGGUCCAGGAUAUACAAAUUUGGCUUUCCUGCCACUGUCAUGUCUGGCAGGAAAUUUCAUGCCAUUUCAGGGGCACUGCAUCUCAGCGAUCCUAAGAUGGAUGCUGAGAAUGCGAAAAUGAAGGGGACUCCGGCCUAUGAUCGCCUGGGCAAAUUGAAGCCGGUGUACCAGGAAAUAAGAGAUGCCUGCAAGAGCUAUUUUCACCCUCAUCAAAAUAUCGCCGUAGAUGAGAGGAUGGUGGCAUCCAAAGCAAGAAUUGGGCUGAAACAGUACCAAAAAGAGAAGCCAACAAAGUGGGGGUACAAACUUUUCAUUUUGGCUGAUUCAGCCCAUGGCUACACUUGGGAUUUUUUCAUUUAUGAAGGGAAAUCUCCUGAAGCUCAAAAUGGACCAAGUAAGGGGCUAAGUUAUGAAUCUGUGAUGGCGCUGGUGGAUGAGAGGAUGCUGGGAACUGGCUACAAGCUGUAUGUAGACAAUUUCUACACCAGCCCAUCACUUUUCAAUGACCUCCUCCAGAAGGGCAUCUGGGCCUGUGGGACCAUUCGGAGCAACCGGGUGGGCUUCCCAAAAACUACAGUAGACAAGUUGCCCAGAAAUGCUCCCCGUGGGAGUAUGCGGUGGAUCCGUGACAACGGGCUCCUCUUUGUUGAGUGGAAGGACACCAGGGAGGUGCUCAUGUGCUCUUCCUUCCAUUCAGCAGAUGGAGAUCACACUGUACGGAGGAGGGUGAAGACGAGAGCUGGAGGAUGGACAGAGCUCACUGUCCCUAUGCCUACUGCAGUGCAUGAUUACAACAAGUAUAUGGGAGGAGUUGAUCUUUCUGAUGCCCUUGUCGGGUACUACAAAGUACUCCGAAAGACCAGAAAGUGGUACCGCUCGAUCUUCUACCACUUUGUAGACAUUGCGGUGGUAAACGCCUUCAUCCUGCACCAGCAGUUGGCUGCUGCUCAGAACAGAAGAGCAAAAUCACAGAGGGAAUUCCGUGAGGAUUUGGUCAUGGAGCUUGCAGACUGGAUGCCUCCAAGUGAGCCAGCUCCUCCAGCUCCUCCUGCUCCAGCACCUCAGGUGACAGGAGAACCUUCAGGCCAUGCCUGCCACAGGCCAAUUUACAGUGAUGACCCCAGGCGAAGAUGCCAAGUGUGCCAUCGGAAAACGCCUGUGUUCUGCCAGGGAU
Messenger RNA from Pimephales promelas (fathead minnow), 1216 nucleotides. Lineage: Eukaryota; Metazoa; Chordata; Actinopteri; Cypriniformes; Leuciscidae. The record is from RefSeq and is a predicted model, not a curated record.